Messenger RNA from Talaromyces stipitatus ATCC 10500, 471 nucleotides. Its product is annotated as DNA-directed RNA polymerase II subunit RPB11a, putative. Gene Ontology annotation, molecular function: DNA binding; protein dimerization activity. Gene Ontology annotation, biological process: transcription by RNA polymerase II. Lineage: Eukaryota; Fungi; Ascomycota; Eurotiomycetes; Eurotiales; Trichocomaceae. The transcript is spliced from 4 exons. The record is from RefSeq and is a predicted model, not a curated record. Bases 1 to 471 code for a protein of 156 amino acids. Gene Ontology annotation, cellular component: RNA polymerase II, core complex.
AUGCCGUGGACCAAAAAUGGCGAAGCAGCUGCUGCGUCAUGGAACGGGAAUCGCUAUCGAGAUUACUCGGCUCCUCCGCCUGCUGUGAAUGUGCCUAGAAAAACAGAGAGCUUCAUUCUAGGAGAAGGAGAAAAGAAGAUUGAAGAAAAGGCAGAUACACGAACACCAUCAACGUCUAUAUUCACUCUUAAUAAAGAAGACCACUCAGUGGGCAAUCUCCUUCGUGGCCGUCUUUUACAGAAUCGCCACGUUACUUUCGCUGCUUACAAGAUUCCCCACCCCCUUGUACACAAAGUUGAGCUUCGUGUACAAACAGACGGCGAAAUAACGCCCAAGGAAGCUCUACUUGCAGCUUGUCACGACACUGUCCGAGACUUGGGCACAUUAUCUCGAGAGUUUACCAAGGAGUUUGAACUGAGAAAGAUGGUCGGGGCUUCUCAGCAUCAAAAUGGGACUCAGGAUGGUCUUUAA